Papaver somniferum (opium poppy) is the source of this 2477-nucleotide messenger RNA. RefSeq names its product F-box/LRR-repeat protein At4g14103-like. The transcript has 4 exons. Lineage: Eukaryota; Viridiplantae; Streptophyta; Magnoliopsida; Ranunculales; Papaveraceae. The record is from RefSeq and is a predicted model, not a curated record. The coding region runs from base 627 to 2090 and encodes 487 amino acids. Gene Ontology annotation, molecular function: protein binding.
AACCGGCUAACCCCCGAUGGACUUCAAUUUAUCUCUUUUGGCGACAAUAACGCCUUCUUAACGGAGCCAAACCCUAUUUAAAGCUGAAAUACUUUCAUUUUUAAUUUUUAUUUCAGUGAAUUUGGUUUCUAUGCUUAAUCGCUGAUCCGCCUCAGCGUCCCAUUCUCAAUUAAACCCUGAUUCUUCCAAUUUCGCACAAAAUUUCUUCUGCAGGCAGAUUUUCAGGUAAAUCUCGUUAAUUUUCUCAAAAGUUUCCUAGUUUUUAUGUUUAAUCUUUGGUUAUAUCUAUUAGCUUUGUUUGGGAAUUGGAAUCAACUAUGCCUUUAAGUGUUUGACAAAAUGCCCAAAAGAAAUUAUCUACAUUUAUUAGCAUUCGCUCUUCAUCGCGGCCUAAUAUGAAUUGAUAAUUUGAUAUCUGCUAUUGUAUUACUUUCUGCUAGCCAAAUUAUGUUCUGUACAUGAUAUUUUUGUAUGUGGUUAGGUUGUGUAACAGACUAAAAUCGUCUAUUCGAGCAGUGUAUGUCCCAUAUUGAUGGUAGUAAAAUCGGUUUUUAGAGAUAUAUUCAGUUUGCUAAUCCCUAAUUCCCAUUUAUUUACCUUCUUCUUUUAAAAGAAAAGUUGAAAGCAUGGAUUUCAAUGAUCAUAAUAAGCUAUUGAAGGGACAGGACAGCAUGACUGAGGCUAAAGAUUUGAUCAGCGACUUACCUGACUCACUUCUUCACCAUAUUCUUUCCUUCCUUGAAAUCAAGUAUGUUGCUCGUACUAGCGUAUUAUCUAAACGAUGGAAUUACAUUUGGACCUCUAUCCCUACUCUUGAUUUCAAGCACUGGUUACCCUCUUCGUUGGAAACCAGUAAAUUCAUGGAUUUUCUUGAUGGAACAUUGCAUCGUCAUAAUAUAUCAAACAUACAGAAAUUCUCUCUACUGUGGAAUAGACACUUGAAUGAGUCUCGGGUUAAUUCAUGGAUCUCUAAUUUGAUAAGGCUCGAGGUUCAAGAGUUCAAUCUAUUCUUAGACCAAGUAAAACCAUUCUCUGUUCCAUUGUCUCUUUGUAAUUGUGCAUCGCUCUUGUCGUUGACACUAGAAAUAACCCCUAACAUCUACUUUCCUAAAGAUAUCUCUUUUCCAAGACUCAAGCGCCUUCACCUUUAUGGAGUCAAAUUUACCAGCAACUACUGGAAUGAGCAAUUCUUUUCCAAUUGCGCUGUCCUUGAAGAUCUUGUAAUUGGAUUCUGCAAUUGGAUUGAUGUGAAGAGUUUCUGUAUUUCAAAUCCCACACUGAAAGUCUUGAAAAUUCUUAAUCCCCAAGAAAAUGAAGAUGGUUAUAGAGACUGUGCUCUCGAAAUUCAUGCACCAAAUCUGGAAUCUCUCACCUACAAGGGAAGGGUUGCAAAAGAAUAUCUCUUGUCUAGAUUCCGAAAUCUUGUUGAAGCCAAAAUUGACUUCGUAGUCGAUGAUGGUGCAACAAGAGAGCAAAGGAUUGGUCAAGUUGCAUCUGUACGUAAGUUUGUCCGAACGCUUUCACGUGUAAACUAUCUAUCAAUUUCUGAUCGAACACUACAGAUUCUCUCCAUUACAGACGGUUUCGUGAGAAAUCUGCCGAUGUAUCAUUAUUUGUUCAAGUUGAACCUGACUAAGAAAACAACCACAGAUGGUGCACUGAUUGUUUUCCUCAAAACAGCCCCUAAUCUGGAGAUUAUGGAGUUUAAAGGGUUCACCGAUGAUGAGAUUGACGGCGAGGAUAAUGAUGAAGGUGAAGACAACCACGAUAUUGAAGACAAUAACUUUGGCACUGCUGAGGGUGAAAACAACAAUGACAAGGGAAACAAUGCUUGGGAAAUUGAUUCAGUAGCUACUAGAUGUAUUUUUCUACAGCUCAAGUCAGUUAGCUUUAAAAACUUCUCUGGCGACCCAAGGGAGUUUAGGUGGGUGAAACUAAUUUUGAGGAAUGCAAGAAUUCUGGAGUCAAUGAUGAUUUACGGUGAUCGCAGUCUUGAUAUGGAAAGCGAAAAAGUAAUAAUGGUGGAGUUAUCAAGUCUUCCAAGAGCCUCAGCAAGUUGUGUGUUCAAACUCUAUUCUCACCCGGGUUAGAAGGUGUUCAUCUCCAGUGUCACAUAUAUACUUUGAAGGGGCGGAGAAGGUUAUCACAAAGUAAACUGGAGAGGUGGCCAAUAAUAUCCGCAUUUCCAAAUUUGGGGAAAUAAAAUUGUGAAAAAUUUCAAUCUCAGGAGGUCGCUGUUUGUGUGUUUGACAAGGGUGCAAGACGUUUGAUCAAUCCAUCUCGAGGACUUCUCCAGGGGAAUUAUGUGGUGUACAGAAGCUUACAAGAUUUAGUAAACAAACAUUUCACCAAUGCAGAAUAAAGAGAAAACAUGGUGACUGAAAACUUUCAACCGUAUCUAUUUCAUUUUCUGUCUUUUAAAUGGUGAAUCCGUGUAAUAUUUGGAAACCCCAGUUAAAAAAAUUGGACUGUUUUCA